Molecule: messenger RNA, 829 nt
Organism: Phragmites australis (common reed)
Lineage: Eukaryota; Viridiplantae; Streptophyta; Magnoliopsida; Poales; Poaceae
Product: cysteine proteinase inhibitor 8-like
Exons: 1
Coding region: 92-589 (165 amino acids)
Molecular function (GO): cysteine-type endopeptidase inhibitor activity
Source: RefSeq, a predicted model, not a curated record
CAAGCUCCGUUUAAAUGCUCCGCCCACGGUCUCGCCCCACCCCACGUGCCCCCGAACCGUCUUCACCACCUCUUCCCUUGGACGCAAAGCAAUGACGUAUCCCAGACAGAUCCGCCGUUCCAAGUCCCCUUCCCGUUUCCCAGCCAGCCACCCCUUCCGAGCACCGACUCCUCCCAAAGCCCCCGAUCCGACCAUGGCGAAGUCUCUCCUCCCGCUCCUCCUCCUCGUCUCCCUCGCCGCCGUCGCCGUGGUCCCAGCCCGCGCAGCGCUUGGUGGCAGUGGGCGCGGCCGCGGCCCGCUGGUGGGCGGGUGGAGCCCGAUCCCUGACGUGAGCGACCCUCACAUCCAGAAGCUCGGCGCGUGGGCGCUGGGGCAGGCGAAGCAGGCGAGGCUGGCCAGUGACGGCCUGCGGUUCCGCCGCGUCGUACGCGGCGAGCAGCAGGUAGUGUCCGGGAUGAACUACCGCCUGCUCGUCGACGCCGCGGACCCCACGGGCCGGAGCGCGCCGUAUGUGGCCGUCGUGUACGAACAGGUCUGGACCGGCACUCGCCAGCUCACCUCAUUCAAGCCGGCGUCCCGCGCCCACUGAUGAUCCGGCGGGCUAUCCCGCCCCCGCUGAUUCGGAUCGACCCGUGACCGUGCCCUUUCCUGCCUCGGUUAAUUACAUCGAAUCUAAUAUGUUGUAAGUGCGUGCGUUUUACUAGGGAUUAAUCUGUGUAUGCCGUGUGGAUGAACAUGUUGUAGUACUACUAGAUUAUACUGGUAUGUGCUGCUGGUACUAGAUUAUACUGGUAUGAUAAUGUUAUAGUAACGGUUUAUGUCUCGAUUA